Molecule: messenger RNA, 528 nt
Organism: Sphaeramia orbicularis (orbiculate cardinalfish)
Lineage: Eukaryota; Metazoa; Chordata; Actinopteri; Kurtiformes; Apogonidae
Gene: rplp1
Product: ribosomal protein lateral stalk subunit P1
Exons: 4
Coding region: 144-485 (113 amino acids)
Biological process (GO): translational elongation; cytoplasmic translation
Cellular component (GO): ribosome; cytosolic large ribosomal subunit
Molecular function (GO): structural constituent of ribosome; ribonucleoprotein complex binding; protein kinase activator activity
Source: RefSeq, a predicted model, not a curated record
CCUUUCUCCUUCCUUUUCCGGUGUAGGAAGUUACCGUGCCUAAGGUGUUUGGUUCUUCAUCCGAAGCUAAGGCCCACAAUCCGGCGGCUAGCACCACAAUAUUUAGGCAUCCAACGGCCAAACUACCAAAUCUAACCUUUAAAAUGGCUUCUGUGUCUGAGCUCGCCUGCAUUUACUCCGCUUUGAUUCUCCACGACGAUGAAGUCACCGUCACCGAGGACAAGCUGAAUGCUCUGAUCAAGGCAGCUGGAGUCACCGUGGAGCCCUUCUGGCCCAGUCUGUUUGCUAAGGCUCUGUCCAGUGUUGACAUCGGAAGCCUGAUCUGCAACGUUGGAGCCGGAGGUGGUGCUCCCGCUGGAGCCCCUGCAGCUGGAGCUGCUGCAGCAGCUGGAGACGCACCAGCUAAAGAGGAGGAGAAGAAGGAAGAGAAGAAGGAGGAGUCUGAGGAGUCUGAUGAUGACAUGGGCUUCGGUCUCUUUGAUUAAAACUGUUUUUGUAACAAAACUCAAUAAAAGUACAAAAAUAGUG